Messenger RNA from Cladophialophora yegresii CBS 114405, 507 nucleotides. RefSeq lists its product as uncharacterized. Lineage: Eukaryota; Fungi; Ascomycota; Eurotiomycetes; Chaetothyriales; Herpotrichiellaceae. The record is from RefSeq and is a predicted model, not a curated record. The transcript is spliced from 2 exons. Bases 1 to 507 code for a protein of 168 amino acids.
AUGGCCUAUGCAUAUUACUACGACUACCCUCCCCCUUUGGUGGACAACGCCCAUGAGCGCCACCAUCAACAUCAAUCUCUUGUUCAAUACCUUGCGCGCCGUCACCCUCGGCCAGAAGACCACCCGAAUCAGCCCGACCUGGACUUCCGUGACGCCAUCAAGGAAUACCUCAUCGAGGUGGAAGUUCCGGGGAUCAGGAAGCCCGACGAAAUCACCGUCAGCUGGACCGGUCAUCGGGCUUUGGUCCUCACGGGGAAGGUCGAAAGACCGGACUACGGCACACCGGAGAACGCGAAGGUCGAGGAAGAACAACCCGAACAUUCUGCUGGAGGUGUUCACUUGCUUGUAGGAGAGAGGAGGGUUGGUCCGUUUAGGAGGUAUAUCAACUUCCCGACAGAUGUGGAGAAUGUAAGUGUUACGUUGGAAGCGGGAUUGUUGAAGAUCAGGGCUCCGAAGAAGGGAUUCUCAGAGGUGGCGAAGGCAAAGGUGGAUGUCAAGCAUGAGUGA